Messenger RNA from Chara braunii, 891 nucleotides. The record is from the annotation of a GenBank genome assembly. NCBI's taxonomy places the organism in Eukaryota, Viridiplantae, Streptophyta, Charophyceae, Charales, Characeae.
GCCGUUUGUCACCGUUGAUCGCCGUUUGUUGAGCGGUCCGUGUUCUAGCCGACCUGCCGUGACUCAGGUUCUGCCGAAAGAGAUCGCAAAGCAGUAAUCGCGCUUCAGACGCCACGUCAGUCAUGGCUGUGCCACGCAAGAAUGGCGCGGCUGACGUGGACCGACCUGCUGUUGACGGGAACAGAUUUCGUAAUGACGUGGCCGGGAUAACUGCUGACGUGGAUCGGAUGAAUGUGGACGUAAACCUGGCGUAUGUGGGCGUCGGUUGCAACAGAGUGGCACAUACAUUGGCCUGGAGCAGCGUUUCAGGCUUGGUCGCAUUUGGCGCGCACAAUGCCGUCGCUAUUUACGAUCCUGCGGUUCUCCUCACAGAUUACCUAAGAUGUCUACCUGCAGAGGUAAAGACUAAGGUGGUAGAUGAAGCGUAUGUUGACCAACAUAACUUCGCCUCGUUCAACAAGAAAGCCUUAGAUAUAGAGGCAAAGCUUGGGUCCGCGCAUCAUGGUCCAACAAAUGGUAGGAGGAAGAAGCUUCCCCAUGAUUGGAAAAAGAAGGGUCAGUUAAUGUUCGUUGACCAUGAUGGUCAGACAACGGAAAUUGACGAGUUCCCAGAUCUAGGGGACGAGACGGAGCAUGAUGGGGCCAGCGAAACUUCGGAUGGGGGAGUCGUGAGCCCUAUCAAGGAAAAGGCUAAGGGGACCGGGAAAAAGAAGGUAGUACGGUCGACGGAUCAGAGCGACCAAGGAACACCCGCAUGGGUAAAACUUGGUUUAGACUACGAGGUUGAAUUUCCGAUUAGCUCAGAUGCGAACCGCUUUCAGCAGGUAGAUGAGAGUUAGGACAGGUGAUGAGCACUCUGAACCAGAAAUUCAACAAAUUAGCCGCUUAAGA